Molecule: messenger RNA, 1169 nt
Organism: Ogataea polymorpha
Lineage: Eukaryota; Fungi; Ascomycota; Pichiomycetes; Pichiales; Pichiaceae
Exons: 1
Coding region: 107-1015 (302 amino acids)
Biological process (GO): transmembrane transport
Source: RefSeq, a predicted model, not a curated record
UUACGUAGCACUCGUCAUGUAAACAGUAUUUGCCCCGCCUGGGUCGAGGGUGAAAUAUUUUCCGAUACGGUAAAGUCGAAUCUGAAAAAAUCUUGACAAUUCUCAAAUGGAAAACAAAACUUCUGCGUUCUCGCUGCCGGAACCGGCUCUCUCGCUGGUAUCCGGAGGCAUAGCGGGAGCACUAUCACGGACUGCGGUAUCGCCUAUAGAGCGUGUCAAGGUUUUGCAGCAGGUCCAGGGAUCAACAAAUUCGUACCAAGGUGUUUUCGGCUCGGUGCAUCAGAUAUGGCGAGAGGAAGGAUACAGGGGGCUGUAUCGAGGAAAUGGCAUCAACUGCAUUCGCGUGUUUCCCUACUCUGCUGUACAGUACGCGUCGUACCAACGCAUGAAGCGGUUUCUAGCCCGGCCAGACGGCAGUCUCAGCACAGAAAGCAGACUGGUGGCCGGGACGGUUGCCGGAUUUUUGUCGGUUUUGGUGUCGUAUCCGAUGGAUCUGGUGAAGACGAGGCUCUCUGUCCAGACGGCGCAGCUCAGAAACCUUAAGAGCCGCGCCCCGAUCGAGAAGCCGCCCGGGAUGUGGCAGAGUCUCGUGAAUAUUUAUCGCAACGAGGGAGGUAUACCUGCGCUUUACCGAGGAAUUAUGCCGACCUCGUGGGGUGUGGCGCCCUACACGGCUCUUAACUUCACAAUGUACGAGAGCAUGAAGGAGCUGGUGCCGGAACAACACCGCAAAAACCCUGCCAUCGCGCUCACUCUUGGGGCCAUCAGCGGCGGGGUGGGGCAGACUAUAAUUUAUCCGAUGGACGUUUUGCGUAGGAGGUUCCAAGUGGCGACGCUGGGGGGUGGAGAAAUGGGAUUCCAGUACAAGUCGACAGUGGAUGCGUUGGUGCAAAUCGUGCGCAAGGAAGGGUACAAAGGACUGUACAAAGGGCUGCCAGCAAACAUCUGGAAGAUCUGCCCGUCGAUGGCUGUGCAGUGGAUGAGUUACGAUCUGAUAAGAAAUUUGCUACAGUAGUUGGGCAAAAAGAAAUACAGGCCAACGGGCCAGCCAGGAGCGACGUGAUAAAUGUGUAUUUUUUUUUUACCGAGAACAAUCACAGGGGUGGCUGCACCGCCCUGUUUUGUGGCCCUCGAUAAGCUCUGUACACAAUAGGUCGGUAGUACAAGAG